UGACAUAAAUUGAGACUUCUAAAAAAAUAACCUGCGAGUGCAAAGCAAAAAGCCUAGUUGUAAAGUUAAAACUUUAAAUUUUAUUAAAAUCUGUGCCUUGUAUUUAAUUAAGUAUAGUGUUAAAUAUUUAAAUCAUACAUAUAACGUGCAAUAAUAUAAAUAGAAUACUUAGUGCAAAAUGUCUCAUUUAGUAGUAACGGAUAAAUACAUUGCAGUAGCUAAAGAACUUCAUGUGGAUUUUUAUGACUAUUCAACCCAUAAAACUAUUGACAUUCCACUGACGCCCAAGCAGUCCGAGAAGGAUUAUAUAUCCGAUAUUUCAAUUUCUAGUGAUUCCAGCCACUUAGCACUUGUAACAGCUACGUCAAAGCAACUAAUUGUAUAUGAUUUGCUUCAACUAGAACGUGAGCAAACGUUUAUUGUACCCAGAAGUGCUAGCAGGAUAAGGUUCACAGUAGAUAAUACGCACAUAUUAUUGGCUGACAAAAGUGGUGAUGUGCUGAUUUACGACAUAAAAAAGGAGAAUUCUGGAACUAAACUUCUGGGCCACUUGAGUUUGUUAUUGGAUGUUAUCCAAUCAAAUGAUACUAAAUCUAUCAUUUCAUGUGAUAGAGACGAAAAAAUCAGAGUAUCUUGCUACCCCAAUACAUAUAACAUCCAAACAUAUUGCUUAGGCCACAAAGAAUUUGUGAAUCACAUAGAAUUUCUGCCACACAAUGACAAAUUCUUGACAAGUUCCUCAGGAGAUGGUACUAUAAAAAUCUGGGACUUCAAUGAAGGCAGAUUGAUUCACACAAUGGAUACAUCAAAUGAUGUAAAUGAUAAUCAAUUGAGGCAAAACUUUAUUAAUGUAAUGGAUGAAGGUGGUAUUGAAGUAAAUACCUUGCCAAUCGUGCAUUACACUGCGUCUAAGCUUAAUGACAAUAUGAGUAUACUGGCUGCAACCGUGCACACAUAUAAUUCAGUUCUUAUUUACUCGGUAAAUAUGAUUGACAAUCAAUGUAGUCACAAGUUAGAAGAGAAAUUAAAAUUGCCACGGUUUCCAAGUGCAAUGAAACUACACAAUAACACACUUUUUGUUUAUGAUGACACAGAGAGCAGCAUCAUUGUAUAUGAAUUAGAAGAGAGUGAUGGAAAAGUUUCUAUCAAAGAAAAAAACAGAAUAAAAAUGUUUGACAACAAAAAUAUUGACUCAGAAACUGAAGAAAGUCAAUUAGAGUCCAUCAAAGUAUUGUACAAAAGAAAGUUUGACAAUGUUCAAGAGUAUCAAGAAAGAAAGAAACAAAGGCUAGAGAAAGCAUCAAAAUAAUCUUUGUUGACAAUUUGUUUUAUAAGUAUUACAUUGUUAACACUCAAUAAAUACAUGUUAUUCAAA
Messenger RNA from Helicoverpa zea (corn earworm), 1375 nucleotides. It is a transcript of the gene wuho, whose product is annotated as tRNA (guanine-N(7)-)-methyltransferase non-catalytic subunit wuho. The transcript has a single exon. Gene Ontology annotation, molecular function: tRNA (guanine(46)-N7)-methyltransferase activity; protein binding. The coding region runs from base 179 to 1309 and encodes 376 amino acids. Gene Ontology annotation, biological process: RNA (guanine-N7)-methylation. The record is from RefSeq and is a predicted model, not a curated record. Gene Ontology annotation, cellular component: cytosol; tRNA methyltransferase complex; nucleus. Lineage: Eukaryota; Metazoa; Arthropoda; Insecta; Lepidoptera; Noctuidae.